Messenger RNA from Manihot esculenta (cassava), 855 nucleotides. RefSeq lists its product as uncharacterized. Gene Ontology annotation, molecular function: catalytic activity. The transcript has a single exon. The record is from RefSeq and is a predicted model, not a curated record. NCBI's taxonomy places the organism in Eukaryota, Viridiplantae, Streptophyta, Magnoliopsida, Malpighiales, Euphorbiaceae. The coding region runs from base 1 to 855 and encodes 284 amino acids.
AUGAGUUGCCUUAGCUGGAACUGUCGUGGGCUUGGCAACCCACGGGCAGUUAGUUUCCUAAAAGAAAUUGUUAGGGAAAAGAGGCCAAGUUUUAUUUUUUUAAUUGAAACUCUUUGUUAUCGUAAUAGGAUUGAAGAAAUAAAAAAUUUAUUGGGUUAUGAUGAUUUUGUUUCUGUAGACUGUGUGGGGCAUAGUGGUGGUCUGGCUUUACUUUGGCGUGCUAUUGACUCUGUGCAUGUUUUAUUUCAAUCGGCUAGAUGUAUUGAUGUGGAGGUUGACUUAGAUUCGGUGGGUAGUUGGCGACUAACUGGCUUUUAUGGACAUCCUAAUCGUAAUCAUCAUCAGGAGUCUUGGGCUUUACUACAGAAUUUAGCAACUAUGAGCACACGUCCCUGGGUCUGUAUGGGGGACUUCAAUGACAUUCUAGAUAAUCAUGAGAAGAAAGGAGGCAGACGGCAACCGAAUGCAUUGAUUCAGGGGUUUCGCAAUGCUGUAAUGGCAGCGGGACUCUGUGAUUUUCCCAUGAGCGGAUAUAAAUUUACUUGGGAAACUGGUAGGGGCUCAGAUCGGUGGGUUGAAGAAAAAUUAGAUAGAGUUCUUACCUCUCCAUCAUUUAAUUCUUUGUUUUCCCAUGCUAGAGCGGCUUCGUUGGAAGCUUCUUCAUCUGAUCAUCUUCCAAUACUGUUGGAGAUACGUCUCUUUAUUCCGACCCAGUUGGCCAGGAGAUUUAAAUUUGAGAACAGUUGGAGAAGAGAGCCGCAGUGCCGUGAGUUGAUCUCCAAUGUUUGGAAUUCGAGUGCCUCUGUGGAUGUGUUUAAUAAAUUACUUCGGUGUGGAGAAUUGUUGUAUAGAUAG